AUGAAUACUAUUCUUGAAAAAUAUGACAUUAUCUUUCUACAAGAUAUAUCCCCAAACAACACCACCACAUUACAAAUUCUUACCACCAGACUACCCAUUACUGUCAUUCAAAGUCACUCCAACGACAAGACGGCAAUUGCUAUCAACCACAAAAUAGAAAACUUGAUAAAAAUAAUUGAGACAAACACUUUAAACCUUACUGAACAAGUGAGUCAAUAUGUCAAUGAUGUUAUAAUCCAAAUCCAAAAUACACGAAUAAUUUUGGUCAGCGUAUACUAUCCAAUAGCUGAUAAAGCACCAAUGCAGGUGACAUUAACUCAACAACUUAAUAAUGAGUUACCCAAAACAUACCCAAUCAUCAUGGGAGGGAAUUUCAACCACAUACUAAACCUUGCCACUGAUAGACAAACUUAUGGGUGUGACAAACAAGGGGAAGACAAAUCAAGACAAGAAUCACUUGACUUGUACAACAAUCACAAACUUGUUGACGUCUUUAGGGAAUUUUACCCAAACAAAAUCUGGGCUACUAACAAAAACCCACAAAACAAUCGACGUAUUGAUCGAUUCCAUGUAUCAUCACAACUCAUGGUACAGAUACCACGAUUUCAACAAAUCAAAAUACCCAAAUUGAAAUCAACACACAAUGCUAUAACAUUCAGUUAUAAUCUUGAAAAAACACAACUAAUCGGAUAUUGGUCCAGGAAGGGUUAUCGUUAA
Molecule: messenger RNA, 717 nt
Organism: Candida albicans SC5314
Lineage: Eukaryota; Fungi; Ascomycota; Pichiomycetes; Serinales; Debaryomycetaceae
Gene: FGR24
Product: Fgr24p
Exons: 1
Coding region: 1-717 (238 amino acids)
Source: RefSeq, a predicted model, not a curated record